This is a messenger RNA of Naegleria gruberi, 1359 nucleotides long. RefSeq lists its product as uncharacterized. Bases 1 to 1359 code for a protein of 452 amino acids. The transcript has a single exon. Lineage: Eukaryota; Heterolobosea; Eutetramitea; Acrasida; Naegleriidae. The record is from RefSeq and is a predicted model, not a curated record.
AUGGCCAAUACAUGUGUGAUUGGUCUCAAAGGAGUAGAUUGCACCAAUUCUGAUGGAUCAAUAGUUAAGGCGUCAGAUCUACAAAUGGAGUCGUUGAUUUUAGCUGGAUUGGGAUAUGAUCACGCAACACAUACCAUAAAACCACAAGUUUUGAAAUCAACCAAUUUCCAAAAAGUGGAACCAAUUAGAGAAACCAACACUGUAAAUACUCUCUCCAAUGCUCAACAGUUAUAUAGCAUGAUUUAUCCUAAUCAUGAUGGUUCUUCAAAGGUAUAUAAUGGUUUAUACUCUCACAAUGAGGGUGUUGAUUUAAUAUUCUCAAAAUACUUUCAGGGAGAAUUUACUGUUUACAAUUCUCAGAAACAAUUUGUUUCUCAUCAUGUUGAGAGUGAGGGAACAAGUAUUGUAAGCGGAUUUGAGAAGAUUAUUGAAUUUCUUCCUGGGCAAUAUGAUGCAGAUCUUUACAAUUUGGUCUUGUCAUACUUUGGAGAUUCUGUAUUGACAUCUGUUGAUUAUGGUGGAGUAGUUGAUUUAACUAGCUCAGUUCGUUCGUGUUUCUCUGACGGAAGAAUUCAACAAUUUGUCCAAUCUGAACUUUCUGAUAUUGUUGGACAAGCUGCUGAAUCCAUGCCUGACUCAUAUGCAAGAUAUCACAAAGUUUCUCAAAUGGAUAUUGUUGGAGGUAAUCCAGAAAUUUCAGACAUUAGACAACGUAUUCCAACUUUCAGUGCCAAUCCUGUUCCUAUCUUUUUCACAACCAUACCAAUUUGGCAAGCAUUUCCAGCAGGAAGCAAGAGAGAAAAUAUGAAAUAUGCCUAUGAUAAAUUCAUGGCACGUCGUUCCUCAAUUAUUUCUGACAUGGUCAAUAGAAUGAAUACUCUUCAACAACAAGAAUCUCAACAAGCAAUUCAAUUCAAGUCUUUUGGAAGAAAUAGAAAUGGAAUUCUUGUUGACAUUGGAACAGUAAAUUUAGGACUAGGACAAAAAGCUGUUAUUUCAGCACCAAGAUGUUUCUUUCAAACCACAAUAACUGAACUACCUGCAUCUGCAAGUAUCAAUCUAGUUAGAAAUGGUGAUCAAACGUUCCAAUUCAAUGCACUUUGCAGUGCUAGAAAUGGAUUUGGACAAACUAUAGUAGAUCAACAAAAUUCACAACUAGGAAAAGGAUCAUGUGUGAGUGUUGGAUUGCCAGUUCCACAAGAACAAACUGUCGUCGUUGGAAGCAAAAAUCAAUGGGGAAAGGUUCUUGUUGGAUGGAAAUAUCCUGACAUUACUGAGGUUAUUGUUUGUGGUGGGUGCCAAGCUUUUAUUUCUGGAGAUGGCAGAGGAAUUUCAUGUCAUUGUCCAUUUGUCCAAUAG